Oreochromis aureus is the source of this 891-nucleotide messenger RNA. Its product is annotated as GATA zinc finger domain-containing protein 15-like. The annotation marks the transcript as partial. Lineage: Eukaryota; Metazoa; Chordata; Actinopteri; Cichliformes; Cichlidae. The record is from RefSeq and is a predicted model, not a curated record. The transcript is spliced from 2 exons.
AACCACAACAACUGCAGCCCCAACAACAACAACCACAACAGCUGCCCCAACAACAACUACAACAACUGCCCCCAUAACAACAACUACAGCUGCCCCAACAACAACAACCACAACAGCUGCCCCAACAACAACUACAGCUGCCCCAACAACAACCACAACAACUGCCCCAACAACAACAACCACAACAGCUGCCCCAACAACAACAACCACAACUGCUGCACCAACAACUACAACUGCAACCCCAACAACAACCACAACAACUGCAGCCCCAACAACAACAACUACAACAGCUGCCCCAACAACAACUACAACAACUGCCCCCACAACAACAACUACAGCUGCCCCAACAAAAACAACCACAACAGCUGCCCCAACAACAACUACAGCUGCCCCAACAACAACCGCAACAACCACAACAGCUGCCCCAACAACAACUACAGCUGCCCCAACAACAACCGCAACAACCACAACAGCUGCCCCAACAACAACUACAGCUGCCCCAACAACAACCACAACUGCCCCAACAACAACAACUACAGCUGCCCCAACAACAACAACCACAACAGCUGCCCCAACAACGACCACAACCACAACAACUGCCCCAACAACAACAACCACAACAGCUGCCCCAACAACAACAACCACAACAGCUGCCCCAACAACAACAACCACAACUGCUGCACCAACAACUACAACUGCAACCCCAACAACAACCACAACAACUGCAGCCCCAACAACAACAACCACAACAGCUGCCCCAACAACAGCUGCCCCAACAACAACUACAACAACUGCCCCCACAACAACAACUACAGCUGCCCCAACAACAACAACCACAACAGCUGCCCCAACAACAACUACAGCUGCCCCAACAACAACCGCAACAACCAC